AGAGGUCAAAGCAUACAGCCUAGGAUCUUAUGUCCGAGAUGGUCCAUAGGUCCGAUAAUCUCGUGGAAUACAUCUUAGUACAUUACAGAUGGGUUUUUGUGUGUUUAUUUCUGCUGCCGGUGUCUUUCGUGUUCAAUAUUUGGCUGUACCUAAGGAAUUGGCUGGUCUUGAAACUGAGCAGCGCUCCCCAACAGCAUAAUAACAAAGUGAAACACGUGCAGAAACAGGUUUUAAACUGGGAUGAAAAUGGCCGUAAAACCAAAAUGUGUACAGCCAGGCCAGGUUGGCAAACUAUGUCAUUCAGGACACCGGUAUAUAAGAAUUACAUGACCAAAAUCGAAGUGAAUCUUGUUGACAUUUUGAACAUUGAUGCUGUGAGACAGGUGGUAAAAGUGGAACCACUAGUAACGAUGGGUCAGCUGACAGCUACCCUGAACCCAAAGGGUUGGACCAUUCCAGUUUUACCAGAAAUAGACGACCUAACCGUUGGAGGGUUAGUAAUGGGGACCGGUAUCGAAUCUUCCUCUCACAUCCACGGGCUAUUCCAACACAUUUGUGUAUCAUAUGAGCUAGUUGUGAGCGAUGGUAGCGUGGUCAAAUGCUCAGCGAAUGAGAAUUCCGACUUGUUUUGGUCGGUACCAUGGUCCUAUGGAACGUUAGGUAUACUGACCGCGGUGGAGAUCAAGAUGGUACCUGCCAAAAAAUACGUAAGACUGACCUAUGAACCUGUGACUGGUUUGGAGAAUGUUGUCAAGAAGUUUGAGGAGGCUAGUAGGAAUCUGGAAAAUGAGUUCGUAGAGACCCUGGCAUAUGGGAUGGACGCUGCUGUGGUGAUGAUCGGAGUACAAACUGAUGAACCUGAGCCAGGAAAGAUCAACUCAAUUGGUAGGUGGUACAAACCAUGGUUCUUCGUCCACGUCAGAGAUAAACUCCAAAGUACAAAUAAAACUGUAGAAUACAUACCCUUGAGGGAUUAUUAUCACAGACAUACCAGAUCGAUAUUCUGGGAAUUACAGGAUAUAAUACCAUUUGGUAACAACGUCAUCUUCAGAUACCUUCUAGGGUGGCUGGUACCACCAAAAGUGUCUCUCUUGAAGCUGACCCAAACAGAAGCAACUAAAAAGUUGUACGAGAACAAUCACGUGAUACAGGACAUGCUAGUCCCGGUUGAAAAUCUGCCAGAAAGUAUGAAGAUUUUCAAGGACACCUUCGACAUUUUCCCGAUUUGGCUGUGCCCUUUUAUACUGCCACCUAAUCCAGGAAUGGUACACCCUGCGUCUAUGGAUACGGCGAAGCUUUACGUAGACAUCGGGCUGUAUGGCGUUCCUCGAGUGAAAAAUUUCGAUCCAGAAAUUAGUACGAGAAAAAUCGAAAAAUUCAUUCGUGAAGUCCAUGGAUUUCAGAUGCUUUAUGCAGACACGUAUAUGACCAAAGAAGAAUUCAGGGAGAUGUUCGACCACUCUCUCUACGACAAGUUGAGAAGCCAGUUGAAUUGUCGUGAAGCAUUCCCGGAAGUUUAUGACAAAGUGUCGAAAGCUGCCAGAAAUUAAUCACCAAGAUGAUAAAAUUUCAUUAUGCUAUGAUUUUAUUAGAUCAGAUGAAAUUAGAUUCAAUUUGAGGGUUGUGGAACUAGGAUUGUGAAAACCUACCAAAUAGUAUUAUUCUUGCUCACUUGUAUUUUAGAAAGUAGGAUUUUAGAACUUCAUAAAUUUCGAAUAAAUAUCGAAUGACCGUUUUACCUGGAAAACAAUUGUUAUACCAAUAAAAUAGAAGGUAUUAUCAAU
Molecule: messenger RNA, 1784 nt
Organism: Phaedon cochleariae (mustard beetle)
Lineage: Eukaryota; Metazoa; Arthropoda; Insecta; Coleoptera; Chrysomelidae
Source: the annotation of a GenBank genome assembly